Messenger RNA from Penicillium pulvis, 1536 nucleotides. RefSeq names its product Sds3 domain-containing protein. Bases 1 to 1536 code for a protein of 511 amino acids. Gene Ontology annotation, molecular function: histone deacetylase binding. Gene Ontology annotation, cellular component: Sin3-type complex. The transcript has 2 exons. NCBI's taxonomy places the organism in Eukaryota, Fungi, Ascomycota, Eurotiomycetes, Eurotiales, Aspergillaceae. The record is from RefSeq and is a predicted model, not a curated record. Gene Ontology annotation, biological process: negative regulation of transcription by RNA polymerase II.
AUGGCCUACUCUCCUCCCCCGUCCCCCGGGGCCGGGCCCGCCUACCAUGGCAGCUUACUUUCACGCGGUCGUUCCACCAGCCCCUCCGGCGCAGCGGGACCUGUUUCAAAACGUGAUAAACGUCGCUCUGCCCUGCAAGAACGUCUUCAUGAUUUGACUGCUACUUUCAGCCAGAACCGCGAUGCCCAGUUCCGACAGCAGUUGCACUCAUUGCAAUGCGAUAUGACCCUUAUUAAUAACUCGAACCCCUACGAUGCUGGCCCGCUUCCUGAUUCCUCCGAGGAUGUUGCGCAGCUUAUCGAGGAGACUGUUGGUGGUGGCAAGUUUGCUAAAGAAAUGGCAAGCCUGUCCGGGACUUAUUAUGCCAAAUUCGUGCAUGAGGUGAACAAUGUCAAGGAGACGCGUGAUGCGGAUAUGGCUCGCAUUGUGGGCCGCCACGAAAAUAACCUCGAGCGACACCGGCGCGAAUAUGAAUUCCGAGUGCACUUUGCCAAGGAAGAGUUCAAUCAUUUGGCAGGAACUAUGCGCGAGCGUCUUAUGCAAAGCAUUUCGAGCAAGCGUUCUCGCCUGAUGCGUGAGAAGGAACAACUUGAUAUAGCGGACACCAAUGCGCUCCUCCUGCACCCCAACCAGUUCAGCAUCACCAACCCCGCGAGCCCCGGCGGAAUUCACAGCAACCGCAAGACCCGCCACACUCGGCACCGUGUGGAUAUCGAUGAAUUGGGCAAUGGAGGUGCUGCAGAAUUGAACAAGCGCAAGCGCAAGGCGCCGGAGGAAGAUGUUGGAUCACCCGUGCGGGACGCGGGUGGCACGACUCCGGCCGAGCGCACUAAGGCCUACCUCGCACAGCAGACUGCCCCAACAUACUCGAUCAAUUCAUUGUUCACCGAUAAGGAGCUCAGCGCCCACGCGAAUCAAGCGCAUGCCGCUGCCCUCCAUUUUUUCUCGACCUCGAAGCGCGCGGAGCAAGGCUCCGGUGCUAUUACCAACGGUAACAACACGGAUGCCGAAGAUAUGCCCGAUGGGACUCCUAUGGACGACAGUGGUACCCCCGCUGCUUCGGACAUGAUUCGCACUGCAAGCCACAACUUCCAUGUUACACGCUCGACUCGCACAACCGCUGCCCACAGUGCUCUCAGCGCCCUGGCCGAUCUGGCCGAUAAGCCUGCGACGCGCCCCGCUUUGCCUUACCAUGUCCUCUCCAACUACUCUGCACGUCCCAACGGCAAUGCUCCUCCUCUGACCUCCCUUUUGAACGAGGAGGUGGAUGACGAUCUUCUCCGUCUAGACCGUCUGACCUCGAAGCCAUCAGGCUGGAUCGACUCCUCUCUUAUCGAGGUUGUUGCCUCCGCGCCUCCCUCUGACUCCACGAAUGGCGCCCCACCCAAUCCUGAGCGCUUUUCUGCUUUGCACCCCGAUUUCCCGGUUUCUGUCGGUAUGCAGGUCCAGCCUGCACGACCCUGGGGCGGCGCCGAGAUGUUCCAGUCUGUGGGCAUGGAACGGGAACGCAGCAGCAAGCGCACCCGCAACCACUAA